AUGAAUAGAUUAUCGCACUACAGCAACGAGGGCCUCUACUACGUCAUUUUGUUCACCCUCAUCUUCCUGCCCUGCAUCGUGAGCUUCAUCUGGCUGAACGCAGUGAUAGCGCGGCAGCUCUGGGUGCGGCGCCACUACCACCAACACCAGCAAGAGCAGCAGCAGCCGGAUCAGGAGGGACAAUUCAAGCCCCUGCCGGCGGCCAGUGAUGGGGAUGUUUUGAUGCACUCUUCCCUGGCGAGUGCGAUGGGCGUGGCCCUGCCAUUUGUCAUCGACAAGCCUCCCCUGCCCUCGAUCCCUCCCGGCCCACAAGCUCCAAGGACCAACAACAUGAAUCAGGAGCCACCGAGUGCCAUGGGACCAGCUGCUCAGGCUCGCGAGGCUCGCCACCGGCGCAUGGUUGUCGUGGUGAUCUUAAUGAUGGCCGUCUUCAUUUGCCUGCGCCUGCCCGCCUGGAUCUUUCUGAUCAUGCGCCUGUACGGCUCCUACUCGGAGCCCGUCGACUGGCUGCUCUACUUCAGUUUUGGUAUCCUGAAUCUCCUCAGCUGCGCCUUGAACCCGCUCUUCUACACCUUCCUCACCCAGACUAUUCGCACUGUAUCCCUGCUGAAGCAGAAGACCAUGAAGACCACCUAA
This is a messenger RNA of Drosophila miranda, 636 nucleotides long. RefSeq lists its product as uncharacterized. Gene Ontology annotation, biological process: neuropeptide signaling pathway. NCBI's taxonomy places the organism in Eukaryota, Metazoa, Arthropoda, Insecta, Diptera, Drosophilidae. The transcript has 2 exons. The record is from RefSeq and is a predicted model, not a curated record. Gene Ontology annotation, cellular component: membrane. Bases 1 to 636 code for a protein of 211 amino acids. Gene Ontology annotation, molecular function: neuropeptide receptor activity.